This is a messenger RNA of Hibiscus syriacus, 525 nucleotides long. Its product is annotated as probable NAD(P)H dehydrogenase (quinone) FQR1-like 1. The coding region runs from base 1 to 525 and encodes 174 amino acids. Gene Ontology annotation, molecular function: FMN binding; NAD(P)H dehydrogenase (quinone) activity. The record is from RefSeq and is a predicted model, not a curated record. NCBI's taxonomy places the organism in Eukaryota, Viridiplantae, Streptophyta, Magnoliopsida, Malvales, Malvaceae. The transcript is spliced from 3 exons.
AUGGCCUUUAAUUUGUUGAACCAAGUUUUAAUUGUACCUAAAAGUGAUGUACCAAUUAUUUCACCACACGAUAUUCCCGAGGCUGAUGGGUUUAUUUUUGGCUUCCCAACAAGAUUUGGGAUGAUGUCUGCCCAAUUCAAAGCAUUUAUGGAUGCAACUGGAGGUCUAUGGAGAACUCAGCAACUUGCAGGCAAACCUGCUGGGAUAUUCUAUAGCACCGGAUCUCAGGGUGGCGGACAAGAGACUACAGCGUUGACUGCAAUCACUCAGCUUGUUCACCACGGGAUGAUAUUCAUCCCCAUUGGAUACAGCUUCGGUGCUGGCAUGUUUGAGAUGGAGCAAGUGAAGGGUGGAAGCCCUUACGGUGCAGGAACCUACGCCGGUGAUGGAUCAAGAAUGCCAUCCGAACUUGAGUUUUCCACCAAAGGGAAGUACAUCGCCAAAGAAACUCAAGACAGCUGCCCUGAUUUCAAUUUACUACAACCCACUCCCACAACUUUUUUUUAUUUUUCUAUGGAAUUUUAA